Molecule: messenger RNA, 342 nt
Organism: Cannabis sativa
Lineage: Eukaryota; Viridiplantae; Streptophyta; Magnoliopsida; Rosales; Cannabaceae
Exons: 1
Coding region: 1-342 (113 amino acids)
Source: RefSeq, a predicted model, not a curated record
AUGACUAAUCGCAUGCGAGAGGUGUUGGGUCACAUCAUUUCGGAUGAACAAGGUGUCUUUCUUCCAAAUUGUCUUAGUAUCGACAAUGCUCUUAUUAGGUUUAAAUGUAUCAAUGCUUUGAAGAAAAAAAAGAGAGGUGAUGGUUUCUGUGCUCUCAAACUUGAUAUGUUCAAAACAUAUGGUCGGAUCGAGUGGUGUUUCUUGGAGCAGAUGAUGGUGAAGCUCGGAUUUCAUGGUGUUUGGAUUUGUAAGAUUCUUGAUUGCAUCUCUUCUAAAGAGUACUCUAUUUUGUUGAAUGGUGAGGUCAUUGGCUCAAUCACUCCUCAACGUGGGCUUAGAUAA